Linum trigynum is the source of this 4544-nucleotide messenger RNA. Lineage: Eukaryota; Viridiplantae; Streptophyta; Magnoliopsida; Malpighiales; Linaceae. The record is from the annotation of a GenBank genome assembly.
AGAGGGGGAAAAAGUAGGAAUAUUACAACUCCUCCUAAUGGACUCGGCCUACAUCUUAUGUCUACAUUCUGCUAGCAGUCAAAAUCUUGUAACCAAACAAGGCCCAAGCGAAUUGUCUUCUCCGAUGGCGGAAAUUCCACCGUCCGGAAAGAGAAGAAAGAAAAAAAAGAUAAAGGGAGACGACAAGGAAAACGUAGCUGCCCACCCCGAAUCAAUUUAGGGGAGGAGUCAAGCGUCUGACGGACGCACGUAACGGCGACCGCCCAGCCUUUCUUCCACGGACUCCCCCAACCCAUUAUUUCCCCAUUUCCACCCUCCUCCUCCCGCCGGAGCUGCGGAACCGAAUCGGAGCUCCUUCCGAUUCGGAAUGUAGCACGAGAAAUCCCGGAAAAGAAGAAACCACUCAAGGGGAAUAAUAUCUGAGAUGGGCCGAGAUCAGUCGAAGCUCCUCAGGAUCCUUAUUCCCCUCUUCGCCCUCAACUCCGUCACCAUCUUCCUCUACUUCUCCUUCCACCACCACGACGCCCCGCCGCUUCCCACCUCCAGUCGCCAAUUCCUCCCCGACCCAAUUCACCACCAGCCCUCCAACGCCACCCCCGACGAUGGUUACCUCAAGCCCUGGCCCAUCCUCCCUUCUUACCUCCCUUGGACUCGCAAACCCAAGGACGACGCCCCCUACCGCUCCUGCGAGGCAUAUUUCGGCAACGGAUUCACCCGUCGCGUCGAUGUCCUCCCGCCUUCCCCCGAUCGCUCCGCCGGAUGGUUCCGCUGCUUCUUCAGCCGGACGCUGCUGAGCUCGGUCUGCGAGGGCGGCGGGAUUCGGAUGGUACCCGAUAGGAUUGCGAUGUCGAGGGGCGGGGAGGCGCUGCAGGAGGUUAUUGGGCGGGAUGAGGAAGAUGAGAUGCCGAUUUUUCAGGACGGCGCGUUUCAGAUUCUGGGUUCGUCGGAGGGUAAGGCGAGGAGGUGGAAGAAGAGGAGGAAGCUUGUGGACGAGGGGUUUCUCGGCGAGUACCUGCCGGCGGGAGAAAUUGAGAGGCACACGAUGCGGCAGCUUGUGGGUUCGAUUCAAAUGGUGGAUGCCACGGAGUUCCAGUGUGAUCAGUGGAUUGAGGAGCCGACGUUGCUUGUCACCAGAUUUGAGUAUGCGAACCUUUUCCACACUGUAACAGAUUGGUACAGUUCAUAUGCGGCUUCUAAAGUCACGGAGUUGCCUUACCGGCCUCAUUUGGUUUUCGUGGAUGGCCAUUGUAGAGCACCCUUGGAAGAAACCUGGAGUGCUCUCUUCUCUAGCAUCCAAUAUGCUAAAAACUUUACGGGCUCAGUGUGUUACCGCCAUGCUGUACUUGUUCCUCUGGGAUAUGAGACUGCCCUCUUCAAGGGUCUAUCUGAAGAUAUAUUCUGUAAUGGAGCUCCUGGGAAAGAACUUUGGAUGAACCCUGAUGAACACAAGACAGCACGACUGUCAGAGUUUGGAGAAAUGAUAAGAGCAGCCUUUCACUUCCCGGUCAAUAGGCCUGGUUCCGAAAAGCCAGCUUCAGGCCUCAAUGUCCUUUUUGUGAGAAGGGAAGAUUACUUGGCCCACCCACGCCACGAUGGAAAGGUUCAAUCGAGACUCAGCAAUGAAGAAGAGGUGUUCGAUGCUGUACAGAAAUGGGCAUCAUAUAAACACAAUAAUCAUUCAGAGUGUAAAGUGAAGGUGGUGAAUGGAUUAUUUGCACACAUGCCAAUGAGGGAGCAACUGAGAGCCAUUCAAGAGGCUUCUGUUAUCAUAGGCGCUCAUGGUGCUGGCUUGACUCACAUUGUGUCGGCUACACCAAGAACUGUAAUUCUCGAGAUUGUGAGCGCAGAGUUCAGACGCCCACAUUUUCAGUUGAUUGCCCAGUGGAAAGGGCUGGAGUAUCACGCAAUAUAUCUCGAGGAGUCGCAUGCUGAUCCAGUGGUUGUGAUCAGCAGGCUAGGACGCAUUGUGAGAAGCUUUGAAUGUUGAGAAGAAAUCUUUCCCCUCUUUAAUCAACCGUCCAUUAGGGUGAGUUCUUAAUGAUAAACAUCGUUAAGGGAUGCUGAGGAGGCCAUGGCAGAUUCAAAUUUUUACCAUACGAAGAUCAAUUUGUGCGAUGUGGAGGAGAGCUUGGACUCGAUGUGGAUGGAAGCUGACGCUGAAUGUAAAUUUGGUUAGUUUGAUCAUGACAAUUGCAGCGUUCUUUGUCGUUAGCGGGCAUAGAGGGUGAAAGGUAAAAUGGAGGCAAUUUUAUUCUUCUCUGGCUGAUAACCGGCAAGGCGGCUGUCCUAACUUGUGACUGCCUUUGUUGUAGAGUUGUGUCAUUCAGGUUGUAAGGCGGGUUAGGUGGGGGCUGAUUGUUUCUGGGAAAUCUCUGUAACAUAGGAAUACGCAAAACUCAUGUCUUGUCAUGGAGAUGAUGGCAUCAUAUGCUCAUAUCAGUUGGGAGUUGAAUGGGAGAAAGAAAGUCGCUGAUUGCUAGUUUCUUCAUAAACAAGAAGGAACCAUGAGUGCUUUGAGUAUACAACGGGGUCGGAUAGAAUAACAACAGUCCUUUGUUGUUCUUAUAUAUAUAUAUAUAUAUAUAUAUGGCGAGUUCUACGGUACCCUGGGUGAAAUCCGGGGUACCGCAUACCUUGAGUAUGAAAACACUAUCUAGACCUUGAAUUGACCGAUCUUUCGGACAUGAUAUUAUACUCUAACACUUAAAGAUCAAAAUCUAGGUGUUAACUCUCCCAAUAUUAUAUUCCAAGAUCAAUUUAAUUAGAAAUAAUAAUCGACGGUUAUGAUUCAUCCAAAUAUAGGCACAAAAAGGAAUGCACCAUCUUAGGGUUUAUAGAUUAUGAUUUAGAUAAUUAUGACCUAGGGUUCACUCAUUAAGGGUUAGGGUAUAAUAUCAGACACAAAAAUCCUGAUAAUUCGAGGUCUAGAUAGAGUUUCCAUACUCGAGGUAUGCGGUACCCCGAAUUUCACCCGGGGUACCAUAGAAGCCACCAUAUAUAUAUAUAUAUAUAUAUAUACACGCUUUAUUGGCCAAAAUGUUGCUACUGUUUCAUUCCUUGGCGUUUAGUGCCCAACCCUUACAAACUUCUUACCCCAACAAAGCUACCCCAACGGCAGUGAGACUUUUCCGUCUCUGCUGCACCCACCUACUAUGCUUUCCCCUCUGCUCUGACCACUCUGCUGUGUUUCUCCACCUUAUCUCCUUCUUGCUCGCGCACGCUACGCCCAUGUCGCCUUUGCACAGCUCCUUCGACACGGCAAAAGCCAUGCUUUGUACAGAAGCCUCCACUGUGCGCGGGGAAAAGCGAUGCCUACUCUGUUUUCAGCCUUUCAACUCAUUGUCGCCUCCUACUGGAUUUGGAUUUGGGAUUCUUUUCUCUCUCUCUCUGUUCCCAUUCACCCCCAUUUCUUCCACCAGCUCUCUUUUGCUUCCUCCCUCCAUAAUCCCCUUUUAUCAUUUGCAACUCAAAUCCUAAAAUUCCCCUGCCGCCAGCCGCCGCCGAACCCAAAAGCGGAGGAGUACGGUUAGAAUGAAGGCGACGACAAGGAAGGGGCUCCUCCAGCAAGGGUGCCAUGGUGGAGUACUUCGCGACCUAUUCCCUAUCUCUCUUUGUUUUUUGCUGGUGGAAGAAGAAGCAGCAGGAGAAGCUGAAAAAGAAGAACACGGUGAAGGAAAAGGAAACUAACAUGCUUAAUGAACUGGACUGAUUUUGUCAAUACUUUCACCUCUCGACAGUGACCAAUGAGUUAUCGGUAAGGUUUUCACUUCCUACGAUCAAUGAGAAUCUUAUAUUUGGUCUUGGGAGGGAAGGUUUUGUUUUGUCUCAACUUCAUUUAUGUCUGGUGCAGGAAUCCUAGAAAUUGUAAUGUUCCCUUUAUUUUUGUUUUGGGAGUGGGAGUGAAUGAAUGAGUACAAUUAGUCGGUUGCAGUUUCAAUUUUUCAGGAUAUGCUUUUUGUUCAAAUGCUUUAAGCUCUGGCAUUUCAUAUAAUCGAUCAAUGACUUUGUGUUUAUGUUCCAGUUCUGCUUUCUGAGUUACUGGUUGCCUUCCAUGGAGUCAUUGGUUAAUGAUGGAGGAGUUGGCUCUUCAACAAAAACCAGCAAGAAAUCAUUGGUUCCAAGAGUCCCCAGCAGCCCUCCUUUGAGCUCCUACUCAACAUUUCGGUUUCAGCCUAAACAGAUGCCUUAAUACUUUAAUGGUUUUAUGGAUAAUGGGUGAAGGGUGGUUCUGAUAAAGUAUUCGAAGAACCAUCCAACAAAACUGCUGAACGCUUCUACGGCUCAAGUAGUAAGGAACAAUCAAUGGAAAGAUGAAUACUUCUUUUGAUUUUUAUUCUUUCCUGUUCAUUGCUAUUUCCUCUAUACAUUUGCUGGUCUCUUUUCUGAGUUUUUGACUGUUUCAUUUUAUUUUUGCUCUUCUGCUAUGUUGGGUUCAGGUUGUGCUACCCUCCUGAGAUUACUUCCUGCCUGUUGUGGUUUACAAUGUAUUAGAUUCGUGUUUAUUGCUUUGAUUCAAGUCGGCUUAAUGAAUAUUGGACUACUGA